Messenger RNA from Bipolaris maydis ATCC 48331, 2792 nucleotides. RefSeq names its product Alpha/Beta hydrolase protein. The record is from RefSeq and is a predicted model, not a curated record. Lineage: Eukaryota; Fungi; Ascomycota; Dothideomycetes; Pleosporales; Pleosporaceae. Gene Ontology annotation, molecular function: serine hydrolase activity.
AGUCUCGAGUUCUUUCCAUAUCGCCAUGGCUGUGCCUACGACACCAGAAGGGCUUCCUCUGGACGACCGCUCAAAUGCUCUCAAGAUACCACUUAUUGUAUUGAUUAUAUUCAGCUCCAUUUUCGUUGCGAUUCGACUGGGUAUCAAUUGGAGGAACAGGAACUUUUUCCUUCUUACAGAUCAUUUGCUAUGGACUGGACAUGUAAUAGCUAUAGCAGGCGGUGCAUGCUGCUACACAACGGCUGUAUACGGUGCCGGCAAGCACGUUUGGGACCCAUUCAUGACACCACACCGCCUGGAAAAACAACUCUACUAUGUCUGGCUGAGCCAGAUACUCAAUCUCUACGGAAUGGCGCUGGUCAAGCUCAGUGUCUGCGCCUACAUUUUCAUGCUUGACUUUUCCAAGACAUUCCGCAUCAUGAUUUGGACCUCGAUUGUUGUGCAUGUGGGGGUCAACUUUGUGUUCCCCACGGUGGUUUUAUUCGGUGAAUGCACACCCUACUCCAAGCAUUGGGAUGUGACAGGAACCAAGCCUGGUUCAUGUUGGGGAUCAGAGCCCAGGGUUAUCUCUGGGUACUCUGGAGCAGCAGUCAACAUUGCGACUGAUCUGCUCUACACAAUGGCACCUUUGGUGUACAUUUCACGGAUUCAACUUUCGAAGCGCACAAUCUGGGGUGUCCGCGCAGUCUUUCUCUGUGGUCUCGUAACAACAACAAUCUCCGCACUGAAACUGUACGAAAUGAAGGCGCUGGCCGACACCAAAGACCCAAGCUUCGAAUCUGUCAAUCUGAGCAUCUUCGCCUCCGCCGAAGUUUUCGUCGGCGCAUUCACUGCCUCAUUACCCCCACUGCGGAAAACAUUUGAAACCUUCUUGCGCGAGAUUCUCCCCACCAACCUCACCGGAUCCUCAGGCAAAGGCUCAAAAGUAUCUCGUCAAAGCUACGUGCUCGACAAUAUCGAGGCGCGGUCAACUGCCAAGUCCUGGCCCGGCAAGCAGGAAACAGACGGCGAUAGCGAGUUGGGUAUACUACCCAACGAAGAGAUCCCACGACCAACAAACAACUCCGACCAAGCAAUUACAAAAACCACACAUGUCACCGUGACAGAAGACGACCGCAGCCUCACCCACCACGACCCUUCCACAGGCCACCCGCAAUGCCACUAUUUCGGUGGCAUCCCCUAUGCACUCCCCGCGCGCCGCUUUCAGCGCCCACAACCACUGCCGCCGUGCUAUCGCUACGGGACUGAGGCUAACCCGGGCGUGUUUGACGCGGCCUGCGGCUUGUGUCCGCAGCCGCCGGUUGUGCCGGGGAAAGAGGCCCAAGGCGAGGACGAGAAUUGUUUGCAGUGUAAUGUUUGGGUUCCGGCUGGCGAGGUGCCGGCUGUGUACGCAGGGUGGCCGGUUUUAUUCUGGAUUCACGGUGGCUUCCUCCAAUGGGGCACGCCCAACGGCCUCAAUCUCCGGUCUCUCCUCUCCGACUCGCCCACACGGUGCAUCGUCGUAGCCCCCGCGUACCGCCUCAACGUAUUCGGGUUCCUGGGUUCACGUCAGCUCGACGAUGGGUGCGGCACCGAGUACGACGCUAACGUAGGGUUUUGGGAUCAGCGGCUAGCGCUGCAGUGGACGCACGAGAAUAUCGCGUAUUUUGGGGGUGACGCGGCGAAUAUCACGCUUGGGGGUUAUUCGGCAGGCUCGCAUUCAGUGUUUCAUCAGCUCUCGUAUGAUUUGGGGUUGCCCGAGAGCAAAGCGGUGGUAAAGAGGGCGAUGAUGCUGUCAAAUGGGCCGGGGAUGCAACCGAAGAGUUUGGACGAGGCGCAAGAUCAGUUUGAAGAGUUGGUGCAGGUUUUGGGGAUUGAUCCUGGGCUGGAGCCUGCGGAGAAGCUGGGGAAACUAAGGGCGGUGCCGGCUAGUGAGAUUGUCGAGGCGAGUGGGAAGAUGAAGUUGCAUCAGUUUCGCGCGGUGACGGAUGGAGUGUUUGUUCGCCAUGGUUUAUUGGAAGAACUGUCCAAUGGUGUCUACGCGGAACGCAUGAAACGGCGCAAUAUUCACCUCAUUAUUGGCGAAUGCAAAGACGAACACUUCAUGUACGGCACCUGGCGGCCACCUCAGCCAGGCCAUACGCACAUGCUGCACCGCCUCGAAGCUGAUUAUCCUCGGGAAGCUUGUAAAGUGCUCAUGGCACAUUACUUUCCCGACGGUAAGCUCUCGUCGCGUUUCAAGAGCUGGCAGGAGGCGUUUGGGCAUAUCUAUGCUGAUGCCCAGAUUCAUGCGCUGGGACGGGGAAUGGUGAAUGCACUGGUGCAACAUGGUGCUGGUAGUCUAAUCCAUAGAUAUCGCAUCGAGUGGCGUGCGCGGUGUGUGGAUAGAGAGAUUCCCAGCCAUUUUGGCGUCACGCAUGGGUCUGACAUGGCCAUUUGGUUCUGGGGCAAUGGCAGCCACUUGACUGAUGAGGAAAAACAGAUUGCAGCACAGACAUUUCAUCACCCGCUGAGUAAGUUUUUGAAGGGAGAGGACAUGGAGUGGGGGACGGAACGUGCGAUGCAAUUGCGGACGUUGAAGAGCGAUGGUCGGGUUGUAAUUGAAGAAGACACGAGGAUGGAGGAAGGCCUCAGGCUGUGGGAUGCACUGAAGAAAGCUGGUGCGACGGGGCAGCCAAAGGAAUCGGCAAGGCUUUGAUGAUGUAGAGUCCAUGAAUAUGUGACGGAAUAGACUGAUGUGUUUACAAUCGAGUACCGUCAAUGUGAGAUAUGACACGAUUGUUUUUUUUAAAUUACAUCCUUCUUACCUCCUC